Molecule: messenger RNA, 1223 nt
Organism: Truncatella angustata
Lineage: Eukaryota; Fungi; Ascomycota; Sordariomycetes; Amphisphaeriales; Sporocadaceae
Product: galactosyl transferase GMA12/MNN10 family protein
Exons: 3
Coding region: 238-1200 (320 amino acids)
Biological process (GO): protein N-linked glycosylation
Cellular component (GO): Golgi membrane; mannan polymerase complex
Molecular function (GO): alpha-1,6-mannosyltransferase activity
Source: RefSeq, a predicted model, not a curated record
GCUCGCCGCGAAUUGCCAGAAUACCUUUGCGCCAAAAGAAGCGCGACGCUUUUGAGAUUCGAAAGCACCCCCGAGGAGAGCCAUCGCUAGCCACCAAUUCGGCACUGCGAUCGAAUCUCAUCUGGGAACCCAUACCGGCGAGACUCGUCGCAUCCUGCCCUGUGACACGCCUGCCCGUAUCCCCGGCCCGAGAAACCGCUGUUCACGUCGACAUCCCGAGGCGAUCCAACCCUCACAAUGCAUUUCGCAUACCCACCGAGGAAAAGCUCGAAUCCGCCGCCCUUCCGCCCGGCACGCUCGUCGAGGAUACCCACACUGCGCAGGAUAAAGCCCAAGACCAUCGCCAUUGGAGGAGCCCUCAUUCUGUUCCUCAUAUGGCUCUUGUCAGGCCACAGCUCGACAUCGACAUCUGGCGGCACCCCACGCCGCACACCGUCAGGCGAGCCGCCAGUCGUCAUAGUCACAGUCUUCGACGAGCGGCUUUGGGGAGGCCACCCAGAUUACCUCGAGUCCAUCAAAGACAACAGAGAGCAGUAUGCCGAGAAGCACGGAUACAAAACGAUGCUGGUAUCAGCAGGCGGCUACGAGAUCAACGGCGCGCCCAUGUCGUGGACGAAAGUGACGGCGAUGCGACACGCCCUGUCGGUACAUCCAGACGCCAAAUACUUCUGGUACCUCGACCAGCACUCGUUCAUCAUGAACCCCGAGCUCGACGUAGACCAGCACAUCAUGGGCACCAGCAAUCUUGAGAAGAACAUGAUCAAAGACCUGCCCGUGGUGCCUCCGGACAGUAUCAUCAAGACCUUUUCGCACUUGAGGGGAGACGACGUCGACUUUGCUCUCACCCAAGACAAGGACGGCCUGUCCACAGGAAGCUUCGUCAUCCGAAACGGGGACUGGGCCGAGUUCUUUUUGGAUACGUGGUUCGAUCCCUUGUACAGGAGUUACAACUUCCAGAAGGCCGACACCCAUGCAUUGGAGCACAUUGUCCAGUGGCAUCCAACGAUUCUCUCCAGGCUGGCCAUCAUUCCUCAGCGACUCCUAAACUCAUACAACAAGCCAAAGCAUGGACAGACCUUCCAAGACGGCGAUUUCGUCAUGCGGCUCGCCGGAUGUACCAAGGGUGCCGGCGAGAACAAUUGUGCCGAAGAAGCCAACAAGUUCAUGUCACAAUGGAAGAAGGCCUUCGCCAACGCAUGAGCGCGGCAUCGACAUUGAGCACC